Molecule: messenger RNA, 1017 nt
Organism: Cyprinodon variegatus (sheepshead minnow)
Lineage: Eukaryota; Metazoa; Chordata; Actinopteri; Cyprinodontiformes; Cyprinodontidae
Gene: chrac1
Product: chromatin accessibility complex 1
Exons: 3
Coding region: 83-442 (119 amino acids)
Cellular component (GO): nucleus; CHRAC
Molecular function (GO): protein heterodimerization activity
Source: RefSeq, a predicted model, not a curated record
AGAAGAAACGAUAUACGUCACAAUUCAAAACAAUACUGGAAGUUAACCGUGCUGUUUGUUUGCGUGUUUGUUCUAUGAAAAUAUGUCUCAAGCGAAGCCGGACAAAGACAGCCAAGCGUCAGAAGCCAAGAAGGCGAUCUCUCUCCCGAUCUCCAGAGUGAAGCUGAUCAUGAAGAGCUCCCCAGAUGUCUCAAGCAUCAAUCAGGACGCUCUCUUCCUCACCACCAAGGCUACUGAGCUGUUUGUGCAACACCUGGCUCUGACCUCCUUUAACAACGGCUCCGGGAGGGAAGCUAACACGCUUGACUACAGCGAUCUGGCUAAAACCGCAGAAGAAACCGACACUUUCCACUUCCUCACAGAUAUUUUGCCAAAAAAGAUCCUGGCUCGAGAAUAUCUCAAAUCACUGGAGCAAAUGGAAGACGAAGAUGCUGAUUUUUGACAAGGAGAGGACUUCUUCAUUUUUUUUCCCUCUCCAUGUGGACACUUAAGAUGCACACUGCUCUCUUUAAGAGAGAAUUUGAGACACAGAGGAGACAUAUGGACUUCAUUAGUACCUGUCGACACACUGAGUUGGUUUAUGUAGAGAUUGUAAGAAAAGUGAUUAGAGGAAUUUUAAAUUAUAAAUAAAUCCCUCCAAAAACUGAAAAAUGUUACUGAGAGUGACUUAUAAUUCCACACAUAGUCCCAGGAGGAUUUAACUGAUAAUACCUACAACACAUUAAUUAAAUGUUUUUAACAUUGCCCCAAAGAGUCAAGAUGUUAGACAACUCAUUACUGAGUGAGUCCGUUCAGUUUGACAAGGAAUGUUUCCGUUCCAAAUCAACAGGUUUUGCUUUGACUGAAGCACACCUUUUGAAAUAUUGUCCUGUUAAAACCUUAAACCAGUCCAGCUCAUUGUUUUGAUAGACCUGGUGGUGCUUAACAUUUAAGGGAAAAAAAUAAUAGCCUGAGGUUUGUAAAGCGGUUUUUUUUUUUAACUAAAUAAAAUCAGAAAAAUGCAACCUAUGUGUGUAU